This is a messenger RNA of Calypte anna (Anna's hummingbird), 2861 nucleotides long. Its product is annotated as amine oxidase [flavin-containing] A. NCBI's taxonomy places the organism in Eukaryota, Metazoa, Chordata, Aves, Apodiformes, Trochilidae. The transcript has 15 exons. Bases 85 to 1650 code for a protein of 521 amino acids. The record is from RefSeq and is a predicted model, not a curated record. Gene Ontology annotation, molecular function: oxidoreductase activity.
CUGGCAGCCCCUUCGGAACCGGGUCCUGACCGUUGUCGCCGCCGAGAGAGGGAGAGGGCAGCGGCCGGGACGUGGGGCAGCGACAUGGCUGAGAAAUGCGACGUGGUCGUGGUCGGGGGAGGCAUCUCAGGUUUGUCAGCUGCCAAAUUGCUGUCUGAGUCUGGAGUCAACGUGGUGGUUCUUGAGGCCCGUAACAGAGUUGGAGGAAGGACAUUCACUAUCAAGAAUGGACAAGUUAAUUACGUAGAUGUUGGUGGAUCAUAUGUGGGACCUACCCAAAACCGGAUUCUCCGACUGGCAAAAGAGCUGGGUGUUGAGAACUAUAAAGUAAAUGUCAAGGGCCAUACCAUCCAUUAUAAGAGGGGAAAGUCACGACAUUUCAUGGGUAUCUUCCCUUCAACAUGGAAUCCCUUAGUUUAUCUGGAUUACAAUAACCUCUGGAGGACCAUGGACAAGAUGGGAAAAGAGAUUCCUCCUGAAGCACCAUGGGAUGCUCCACAUGCUGAAGAAUGGGAUAAGAUGACCAUGAAAGAGCUGAUAAAUAAGAUCUGCUGGACCAAAGCUGCUAAAGAAUUUGCCACCUUAUUUGUGAAUGUCAAUGUUACAUCUGAGCCUCACGAAGUCUCCGCUCUCUGGUUCCUGUGGUACGUGAGGCAGUGUGGUGGCACAUCCAGGAUUUUCUCUGUCACCAAUGGAGGCCAGGAGAGGAAAUUUAAAGGGGGUUCUGGUCAGAUAUCGGAGAAAAUAAUGGAACGCCUCAAAGGCAGAGUUAAACUGGAGCAACCUGUGGUCCGUAUUGAUCAGACAGGUGAUAAUGUCAUUGUGGAGACUCUAAAGCGCAAGAUAUAUGAGAGCAAGUAUGUGAUCAUUGCUAUCCCUCCAAUCCUGACAACAAAGAUUCAUUACAAACCAGAACUGCCGCCAAAGAGAAACCAGUUAAUUCAGCGUUUGCCUAUGGGGUGUAUCAUAAAGUGCAUGAUGUACUACAGGGAAGCCUUCUGGGAAAGAAAGGGUUAUUGCGGUGCCCUCAUCAUUGAGGAUGAGGAGUCUCCAAUUGAAAUAACCUUAGAUGACACGAAACCUGAUGGGUCUUUCCCUGCCAUUAUGGGUUUCAUUCUUGCUAGAAAGGCUGUUAAGCUGGCCAAUCUCAGUAAGGAAGAGAGGAAGAAGAAAAUCUGUGAGACAUAUGCCAGGGCAAUGGGUAUGGAAGAGGCUUUACAUCCUGUGCAUUAUGAAGAAAAGAACUGGAACCUGGAGCAAUAUUCAGGGGGUUGCUACACAGCCUACUUCCCACCAGGCAUAAUGUAUUCUUAUGGAAGGAUCAUUCGCCAGCCUGUUGACAGAAUCUACUUUGCUGGUACAGAGACAGCUACCCAAUGGAGUGGAUACAUGGAGGGAGCUGUACAGGCAGGAGAGAGAGCAGCCAGAGAGGUAUUGUACACCAUGGGGAAGAUCUCACAAAAUGCAAUUUGGAUGCCAGAGCCAGAGUCGAAGGAUGUCCCAGCCCAGCCAUUCACCACCAGCUUCUGGGAGAGGAAUCUGCCAUCCACACCAGGGCUGCUGUGCCUGCUUAGCUCUACCAUCUGCCUCACCUCUGUGGCUGCUUUGGGGCUCUUUGCCUAUAAAAAGGGACUAUUAAUUCGAAACUAGUGGGGACCACACACCAAUGGAAGCUAUAUACUUCCUCUUUUUUCUUCUUACCAGAUGAGUGUUAUUUUCCAGAGAGAAAUGGCAUGGACAGCUGGAAAGGGCUGAAGUUGUUUUCCUUGUGAUUUUUCUUUUUAGUACCAUAUUUAAUGCACCAAAUCUACUGCAGCUGCUGCCAGUUGAACAGAAAUAAAUUGGUUGUGGGGGCAUUUUUCAAAUUUGCCUUUUUCUUGUCCGUUUGUCUUGAUUGGACAUGAAAAUAUCAAUUGUAACAUUCUUAAUACAGGCAAGGCAAAAUGGGGAUCACACCUCUCCUGAAAGUCACAGAGGCCUUGGGGAAUGCAUUUAUUUCUACUCACUGCUUUUUUUUUUUUUUUUUUUUUACCACACAAGAUAACAAAUGCCCUUAUGUAUUCACCUCGAUUAGCAGCUCAGAAUAUCUGAAGUUAUUCCCACACCAUCCCCACUGCACGGAAGAGAUUAGCGUGGCAAUCAGAUGCAGACUUGCCAAAUUAAUUUUCAGAUGCAUUUGAUUAAUUAUUAAUCAUUGUAACAUGAAAAUUAACCAUAAGCUGGAUGAGAAGAGGUAAUUAGCACAAAGCAGCUCACUAAGCAGUGAGAGAGGAAGCACAAGUGGACUUUAUUCUGCCUGCUGCCGAGCAAACUACUGAGCAAACAUCUGUUUGCUUGUAUGUUCUGCAGGGUGCCCAUAUCAUGGGCCACAGGGCUAUGGCUCAGUUCAUCUGAUCCAGCCCAGGCAUUCGCUGUUGGAGUGAAAUGAGUUACCAAAGCUAAAGCCCCUCUGACUUGCAGGAGGUACGAGCUGUUAUUUUCCGAAUGGCAGCAGCUUCCUGGCUCUCUGUCAAUUCUCUGCCCCUGUUUUUUGCUUGUAAUCUGCACUGCCUUCCUCCAAUAAGGAGAAAUGUAUUUGGGGCUGAAUUACUGCCUUGUAAAUUACAGCAACUGGAUGCAUCUGUCUGCUCUGCUCCUAUUAUGUACAUGACACACUUCAAAUAAUCACUUUAUCAUUUACCUAAAGUCUGGAAUAUAUGUUUCACAACAUACCAUCAUAAUGUGGUCUUUUUGCUGUGAAAUGUGAGCACUGUAUGUGUCCAUGAACUCAGCUGUCUUUCAACAUGGGUGAAACGUGCCUUUCAAUGGUCCUGAAACUUUGAUAAGAGGAGCUCCUCUAUAAACUUUUCUUCAGAUUCUUU